This is a messenger RNA of Ceratosolen solmsi marchali, 2078 nucleotides long. Its product is annotated as scavenger receptor class B member 1. Gene Ontology annotation, molecular function: scavenger receptor activity. Gene Ontology annotation, cellular component: membrane; cytoplasm. Bases 70 to 1818 code for a protein of 582 amino acids. The transcript has 8 exons. Lineage: Eukaryota; Metazoa; Arthropoda; Insecta; Hymenoptera; Agaonidae. The record is from RefSeq and is a predicted model, not a curated record.
GCAACGCGCACCGCCGCUCCGCGCAAGCUCGGAUAGGUUCCGGCAGACCCGAGAGAUCCCCCGGCAACCAUGAAGGACGCUACGUCUAUCUGGGCCCAGCUAUCGGCGAUGGUGAACGAGAGCCCCGGAGGCGAGGCCAAGAGCCUCAGACGCAACUCCUCCGUCGUGGUGAACCGGUUCUUCGGCAACGCCGUGCCUCUGCGCGCCGACGGCAGGCCCAACUGGUCCAGGCGUAUCUUUUUCUUGAUGACAAUCGGUCUGAUGGGGUUAGUAACAGGUUGCUUAUUAUUGUUCUUGCAACCUUAUGAAGCUCUCUUUAAAUGGAAGGCAACGUUCGGGCCAGGUGGUGAAAUUUAUGAGAUUUGGAGGUUACCACCAGUCGAUCUCUACCUCAAAGUUUACCUCUUCAACAUAACAAACCAUGAGAAAUAUAUAAAUGGAAAGGAUUUCAAACUAAAAUUUGAACAAAUUGGACCUUACGUAUACAAAGAACUCUUAGAGCAUGGGAACGUCACAUUUAAUGAUAAUGGAACAGUGACAGCUGUACCAUUUCAUCCUUUGCAAUUCAUUCCGCAAUUAAGCAAUGGAACAGAAGAAGAUAUUGUCAUAAUGCCAAAUAUAGCAUUAUUGAGUAUCGCUAAUGUUAUCAAAGAUGCAUCGAUGAUAACACGCUGGGGCUUAAAUGUACUAAUUCGGCAAACGGAUUCGAAACCCCUAGUACAUAUGACAGCCAAGGAAUUCAUGUUCGGUUAUAAAUCAACCCUUGUUACUCUUGGUAACAACGUUAUGCCCAGUUGGAUCAAAUUCGAUCGUUUGGGACUCAUCGACAGGAUGUAUGAUUUUAAAGGAGACAUUGAAACAGUUUAUACUGGUGAAACCGAUGCCCGAUUAACAGGCUUGAUUGACAAAUACAAUGGAGCUGAAACUCUACCACAAUGGCCUGGAGAAUGUGCAAAUGUACAAGGUGCGAGCGAUGGUGCCAAAUUUCAAAGUUAUAUAGAACCAAAUCAGACUUUGAAGUUUUUCAGAAAAAGUCUCUGUCGCAGCGCAAUAAUGGUUCGUACUGGUGAAAAAGUUGUAAAAGGGCUGUAUUCAUACAAAUACAAAUUUAGGGAUCACGAAUUAGAUAACGGACAAAUAAAUCCGGAGAAUAAAUGCUUUUGCAGACAAGACUUUUGUUUACCUUAUGGACUCGUUGAUGUCACUGACUGCUAUUAUGGUUUUCCAAUUGCUCUUUCGUAUCCACACUUUUUUGAAUCGGAUCCAACGCUCCUCAAUGCAGUAGAGGGUCUGAACCCCAAUCCAAAGGAACAUGAAUCUUACUUCUACAUCCAGCCAAAAUCUGGUAUUCCUGUAGAUCUUGCUUUCCGCUUUCAAAUAAAUAUGGCUCUACAAGAUAUAAGUUCAAUAGAGAAUGUAGAUGGUUUUUCGAAUUUGGUUCUCCCUUUACUAUGGUUUGAAAUUGGAAUGUAUGAGUUACCAGAUUAUUUAAAUACUAAGUUCUUCUUUUACCUCAAUAUUCUACCAAUUAUGCAAGAGAUCGCAAUUUAUGGCCUCUUUCUGGCAGGCACCAUAUGCUUAGUCUGGAGUGUAACGAAAAUUCUGACCUACAGACCCGCAAAUACAAGUAUCUCUAGCCAGUGGUUAGAUUCUGAGCUGCAGCGCAAACGCAUGAACUACUUGAACGAUAAACCAAUUUCCAGAAAUAGUAAAAAAUUGGACAUGUAUUUUAAUUCGCUACUCAGCACCAAAGAUGAAGAAAUAUUAGAACCAUCGGCUCUCGAGGAGUUAGUCAAUCUUAAAGAAGCUAUUGUCUGAGUCAAAAUGCCAUAUUCUAGAUCAAUUAUAACAAAUAAUAAAAAUCCGUCUCUUUUUGGUUCUUUGAAGAAAAUUUUGCAAGGUUAAACGAAGAGACACACAAUUACUGCACGAAGCUACUUUGAUAAAAAAAAAAUAGAAUCACCUGAAAUACUCAUUAAUAGUGUUAUCCCCUUCCAAAGAGAAUUUAAUUAUUUUUUAUUAAUGCACUAUUUAAUGAGUCUGUGCUUUGUUCUAUUUUAGCAUAGCUCCCUGUUGUA